UUCUGUUUGAAAUACAUCUUAUGAAAGGUCCUAAACCUCAGAAAUAUUUUUCCUUUUGUACAAUAACCAUGGCUCAGUUAGCUAAAAUUAUGUCCUCUUUAGACUUAGUUGUCACUUUUGUUCCCUUAAAAUGUAAGACUGUAUUUUUUGUAUCAGUCUAGAGACGUUUGCUGUUAGAARUGUGCUGGUUCAAUUGCAUUUCUGAACUCUGACCACUAGGGGGCGCUGCUUGGUGAAUACAAACAGAAAGGGCCCGCUAGGAAUCAUGGGAYUUUUAGUUGUCCUGUCGAGGACAUUUGACUUGGAUCGAAGAACAAAAAAAAAAGUCUCAAAUUAAAAUAUCUGUAUUGAAUAAGGUAACAAAAAGUUAUUCAUACACUACGAUUCUUGACAAAUUCAAGUCAAUUUAGUCGUCGCGCGCARCGGAGCGGCUAACUUGCUGGGGGAAGAAAACCCAAACAGGAAGUCGUUAGCUUUGUGGGACGUGUAGUUCCGUAUGCAGGCCGCCUAGCUUGAUAGCAACGCAUAUAAAAAUAAACAUCAAUAAAACACUCCGAAGGUCGCGUUUUAGCCUCGUCUUUUGGAGGAAACAUGCCUGGGUUCACGUGUUGUGUCCCCGGCUGCUACAACAACUCGCAUCGGGACCGGGACCUGCGCUUCUACACGUUCCCUAAGGAUAACGCGCUGAGGGAGCAGUGGCUGAGGAACAUCUCCCGGGCCGGGGUCAGCGGCUGCUUCAGCACCUUUCAGCCCACCACGGGGCACCGAGUCUGCAGCGACCACUUCGCCGGCGGCAGGAAAACCUACAGCAUCCGAGUGCCGUCCCUGUUCCCUCUGCGGGGGGUGAACGAGCGCCGGAGUCGGCGGGGAAGAGGGAGGAAGGUGUCCGCGGCGAUCCCCGCCCCCGCCGCCAGCGUCCCGGGAAACACGGCCGUGGGAGCCGAGGGCAACGCCGGAGGUGAAGCGGUGGACGAAGGCAUCACCGUGGUUCAGAUAGGCCAGAACGGGGAGUACUUGGGCACCGCGCGSAUGCCCGUCCAAACUGAGGGGACUUGUUACAGCGCACCAGUGGAUGUAGAACAGAUCACAACCGAGGAGUCGUCGGGGGAAGCCGGGGUGUCCGAGCACCAGCUGCCGGUACCGGUGCACUACUUCAGCUUGACCCGCUGUCCGGUGGAUCACCCUUAUUCCCUGACCAUCGGCACCACGUCGGCCGAGCUGCUCCGGAAACUGAACGAACAGCGGGACAUCAUCGCGCUGAUGGACGUGAAGAUGAAGGAGAUGAAGGCGACCAUCCGCCAGCUGCGGGUGGCAGAGGCCAAGCUCCAGGAGGAGGUGCGGGAACGGGACAGGCUGCUGUGCGGCCAGGCGGCGGUGGCUGCCGGCAUCCGGAAGAAAAACUGAAACUCUUGUUAAAAAAAAUAUAAAAGACCCGAAAACAAGUCCUCAAACUGAAAAAUAAUAACAACUUGUUUUAAACAAGUUGUUCUGGUUUUAAAGGAAAAUGACUGCCUGGUUUAUGUAGCAGAUAGUACAAAAACACUUAGAAAACAGUUUUUUCCCCCUGCGCUCUUCACACGGAUCAUCACAAAGAUGCAAUGAACUGCCAAGCUAAAAGGAGUAUUUUUGUUUUUUAAUUUUGACUUUGUUUUCUUUUGUUUGAGCUUAAACUAGUUUGAUGUUGUAAACAUUUUCUGAUGAUAAACCUCAAAAAUAUGAAGUAGGAUUAUUUUUGUUUAUAAAGCAAACACUACUUCUGGCUCAGCAGAAGUCAUGUCUGCUUUUAUGUGUAUUUAAAUUAAUUUACCUUUUGUUGAUAAAAAAAAACAGAGUGCCGAAAAUAUAAAGACAUGGAUUGUUACAUUUUUAUAACAGCUUUAUCAAAAUGUAGAAAUCUCUUUUAUUUUUCAAGAUAUGCAGCGUUCUCAAAUAUUUUUCCCUUCAUCACCAGCUUGUUGUUAUGUGCCUGUUUUUGUAGUGGUUGCAUCUUUUACACAUUUCUGAUCUUAGUCUGACAGUGACGCUCCCAAACAAGCAAAGUUACUUAAGUGUUGCUUAUUUCUCAAGCCUGUCCAGUUGUGAGCUGACAUGAAGCUCCUGGAGUGUUGAGUUUUCUGAUGCACAGGAUAAAAYCUGUUUGCCAGCAGCGUGUGGGGUUUGCUUUAUUUUAGGAAAAAAUGAGCUGAAACCUUUGCUGUGGCUCCUAUAAACUCCAUUAAAAACAGUUUAUUUUUCGUCCAGCUGAGUUGAUUUGUGGAAAAACUAAUAAAACAUUAUGAAAUUGUC
Molecule: messenger RNA, 2286 nt
Organism: Austrofundulus limnaeus
Lineage: Eukaryota; Metazoa; Chordata; Actinopteri; Cyprinodontiformes; Rivulidae
Gene: thap11
Product: THAP domain containing 11
Exons: 1
Coding region: 592-1404 (270 amino acids)
Biological process (GO): regulation of transcription by RNA polymerase II
Cellular component (GO): nucleoplasm
Molecular function (GO): RNA polymerase II cis-regulatory region sequence-specific DNA binding
Source: RefSeq, a predicted model, not a curated record